This is a messenger RNA of Funneliformis mosseae, 405 nucleotides long. Lineage: Eukaryota; Fungi; Glomeromycota; Glomeromycetes; Glomerales; Glomeraceae. The record is from the annotation of a GenBank genome assembly.
AUGGCGAGUAAUCCAAACAAUAGAAGAGACCAACAUCCUCAACGAAGACAAAGUCGAGAGGAACGACGCCAACAGGAAUUUAAUAAUGCAGACAAUCAGCGGAGACAACAAAGGCAAGCAGAGCUUUCGGCAAGAAGAAGAAUUCCCUUUGGAGUUCCUUCCCAAAGUGAUGGUGCCUCCGAUACCUCUUCGACUGGUUCUACUUCAACAAACCAAAGUAGAUUAAAUAGCCAAGUACUCGGAGUUCUUGAACCUAGGUUAAGAGAAACUAUUGUUGGUCAAGAUACUGAUAGUCAUAUUAGAGAAUCUCAGGAACGUAAUCAGGAUUUUAAUCAAGCAUUAUUAGAGACAGUUGAUGCAAGUAUGAGACGGACAGGCCGACCUCCUCGUUUUACUGAGCAAUAA